This is a messenger RNA of Theobroma umbraticum, 948 nucleotides long. RefSeq names its product YGGT family protein (gene YLMG1-1). Lineage: Eukaryota; Viridiplantae; Streptophyta; Magnoliopsida; Malvales; Malvaceae. The record is from RefSeq and is a predicted model, not a curated record. Gene Ontology annotation, biological process: chloroplast fission. Gene Ontology annotation, cellular component: membrane; chloroplast.
CUCCAUCAUAACUCCAAACCCUACUCUCUCUGAACGUUUGUUUCCCGAGAAAAAAACAAAACAAAACAAACCAAACAACACAAACAUUUGCAAGCAUGUCGUUACUCAGCCAGACGCUCCUUCUCCGAGCUUCAGUCUACCUCCCUCCACGAAACCCUAUUUCCCCAAUCUUCGCCUCCAAAACCAACUCCCUUCCCCUCUCUCUCUCCAUUAAACCCGUAAACUCCAACCAAAAACACCCCAAGUUUACCCUUUUAGCUUCCGGCUCUCCUUCCCGAGCAAUACCCUGCAGACCACCCCAAAUCCCGGCUCAGUCCCGACUCAGCGAUUCAACUCGAACCCUCAAAACCCUUUUCUCCAUAGCCCUCUCCGCCACCAUUAUCUUCACCAAGAUGGUCCAAAAUUUUGCUCUCAAAACAACCUCCCAGAACCCUCACCCUUUUUCCACUGUGGGACCGCUCUUCUUCGCUUCCUUAAAGGACCGCCCAAGUGGAUACCUGAACACGCCGUUGACGGUGGUGGCCGCGGGUUUAGCAAAGUGGCUUGAUAUAUACAGUGGGGUUUUGAUGGUUAGGGUUUUGCUCAGUUGGUUCCCUAACAUCCCUUGGGACAGGCAGCCACUUUCGGCUAUUAGGGAUCUUUGUGAUCCUUAUUUGAAUCUGUUUAGGAAUAUAAUUCCGCCCAUUUUCGCAACCUUGGAUGUUAGUCCACUUCUGGCUUUUGCGGUGUUGGGGACUCUCGGGUCGAUUCUGAAUAACAGCAGAGGAAUGCAUUGAUUGCUUGUGCCGCAAGGAGAGUGAGUAAGAAAUGAUAAUUCAAGGUAGUUUUUAGUGUGAACUUUUGUAUUGAAUUUAUUAAAAAAAAUUUUGUUCUUGUUUGUGUUGUGGUAUUAUUUUGUAGUGCAUGAAUUUGGUUCAGAUAUAAAAAUCUUGGCUGCUUUAUCUGAGA